AUGGACAGAAGGAAUAACACACAUGUGUCUGACUUCAUCCUUAUGGGGCUGACAGAAUCUGAAGAGAUCCAGCUUGUCCUCUUUAUCAUAUUUCUCAUCAUAUACCUGGUCAGUGUCCAGGGAAACACAGGGAUGAUACUGAUCAUCCACCUGGAUCUCCAGCUUCACACCCCCAUGUAUUUUUUUCUCAGUCACCUGUCAUUUCUUGACCUUACUUACUCAACAGCCAUCACACCUAAAACCUUACAGAACUUACUGACCUCCACAAAGCACAUUUCAUACAUAAGCUGCUUCACCCAAAUGUACUUUUUAAUCUUCUUGGGUACUGUUGAAUGUUUUCUUCUCUCCUUGAUGGCAUAUGAUCGCUAUGUAGCUAUCUGCAAUCCUCUGCACUACUCUGUUGUUAUGUCCAAAAGACUCUGCUACUCCCUCAUCUUUGGGUCCUAUUUCAUUGGCUUUACAAACUCUAUGAUCAAUGUGCUUUUCAUGAGCAGACUGGAUUUCUGUGACUCCAAUGUAAUCCAUCACUUUCUCUGUGACACUUCCCCAAUCCUAGACCUGUCCUGCACUGACACACGUGGUGUGGAAAUCACGAUAUUCAUUUUUGCUGGCUCUACUCUAAUGGUUUCUCUUAUCACAAUAUCUGUGUCUUACCUGUCCAUUCUGACUACUGUACUGAAAAUUACUUCCACUUCAGGAAAGCGAAAAGCCUUCUCUACAUGUGCCUCCCAUCUCCUGGGAGUCACUAUCUUUUAUGGCACUACCAUUUUUACAUAUUUAAAACCACGCAAGUCCUAUACCUUGGGCAAAGAUCAAGUGGCUUCUGUGUUUUAUACUAUUGUGAUUCCCAUGCUGAAUCCACUCAUUUACAGCCUUAGGAAUAAAGAAGUGAAAAAUGCUCUCAAAAGACUCAUGCAGAAGAGACUGGACUUCAGGCAAUUAAAGUAACAUCAUUUCUAAACAGUUAAGUUUUCUCUCCUUUCCUGUGGAGUAUGUUCUUGUUCUCUCCAAAAAGCAAUGAAGUCCUUUCAUUUGUUUGUAUUUCUGUUGAACCAUUCUUUACUUAAUCAAAUAUAAUAUUGGCCAUCUCCAAAAGCAUGUCCAUUGAAAUUCAUAUUAUAAUUACAAGCCAUAAAAUAUGUGUUAAAAACAUGGCCCAUUGUUUUUAAGGGCAACUUAUCCUCAAAAUGAGAAAAUAUUAAUGUCCUAUUUUAAAAUACAGCACAGAUAUUACCAUGCAUUCUCCAAUGACAGAGAACUUUAUUAUGAAACAGAGCUCAGUUUUGGCACACUGGUAAUAGUUUCAGGAACCAUGUCAUGUAUUAUAUAGAGAAGAAAUGUAGCAGAGUAAUUAGGAGCACUGCCUUUGAAGCCAAACAUUUGAAGAUUUGUAGUCCAUAUCUACUCCUCU
This is a messenger RNA of Phyllostomus discolor (pale spear-nosed bat), 1411 nucleotides long. Its product is annotated as olfactory receptor 8H1-like. The transcript has a single exon. The coding region runs from base 1 to 948 and encodes 315 amino acids. The record is from RefSeq and is a predicted model, not a curated record. Gene Ontology annotation, biological process: G protein-coupled receptor signaling pathway; sensory perception of smell. Gene Ontology annotation, cellular component: membrane. Gene Ontology annotation, molecular function: G protein-coupled receptor activity; olfactory receptor activity; odorant binding. NCBI's taxonomy places the organism in Eukaryota, Metazoa, Chordata, Mammalia, Chiroptera, Phyllostomidae.